UGCGCCAACCGCCGGCGGAUCCAGCAGCUCCUCCGGGAGGACGGGCCGGCCGGCGGGGGAGGGUGCGCCAGGGCUCGCUCGGGAGCAGUGGCCGCCGAUGACGGCAGAGGUGCAGCCGGCCCCGCGCGCGCAGCCCCCUCCCCCUCGCCCUCCUGCCCCCCCGCCUCCUCUUCCUCCUCCUCCUCCUCCUCCCCGCUCGUCCGCGGCGCAGAGCAGCGGCGGCAGCGGCGGCGGCAGCAGCCACCCGAUGUCUUCGGCGCCCGAGAAACAGCAGCCACCGCACGGCGGCGGCGUUGGCGGCGGCGGCGGCGGCGGCGGGGGAGGCGGCGCGGCCAUGGACCCCGCGUCGUCCGGCCCGUCCAAGGCCAAGAAGACGAACGCCGGCAUCCGGCGCCCGGAGAAGCCGCCGUACUCGUACAUCGCGCUCAUCGUCAUGGCCAUCCAGAGCUCGCCCACCAAGCGCCUGACGCUCAGCGAGAUCUACCAGUUUCUGCAGAGCCGCUUCCCGUUCUUCCGCGGCUCCUACCAGGGCUGGAAGAACUCGGUGCGCCACAACCUCUCGCUCAACGAGUGCUUCAUCAAGCUGCCCAAGGGCCUCGGGCGGCCGGGCAAGGGCCACUACUGGACCAUCGACCCGGCCAGCGAGUUCAUGUUCGAGGAGGGUUCCUUUCGGCGGCGGCCGCGCGGCUUCCGAAGGAAAUGCCAGGCGCUCAAGCCCAUGUACAGCAUGAUGAACGGGCUGGGCUUCAACCACCUCCCGGACACCUAUGGCUUCCAGAGCUCAGCCGGCGGCCUCUCGUGCCCGCCCAACAGCCUGGCGCUCGAAGGCGGCCUGGGCAUGAUGAAUGGCCACUUGCCGGGCAACGUGGACGGCAUGGCUUUGCCCAGCCACUCGGUGCCCCACCUGCCCGCCAACGGCGGCCACUCGUACAUGGGCAGCUGCGGCAGUGCGGCGGCGGGCGACUACCCGCACCACGACAGCUCGGUGCCCGCCUCCCCGCUGCUGCCUGCCGCCGGUGGGGUCAUGGAGCCGCACGCCGUCUACUCGGGCUCCGCAGCCGCUUGGCCACCCUCGGCCUCCGCCGCGCUCAACAGCGGCGCCUCCUACAUCAAACAGCAGCCCCUGUCCCCCUGCAAUCCCGCGGCCAACCCCCUGUCCGGCAGCCUCUCCACGCACUCCCUGGACCAGCCCUAUCUGCACCAGAACAGCCACAACGCCCCAGCUGAGCUGCAAGGCAUCCCUCGGUAUCACUCACAGUCGCCCAGCAUGUGUGACCGAAAGGAGUUUGUCUUCUCUUUCAACACCAUGGCGUCCUCGUCCAUGCACUCCGCUGGCGGCGGCUCCUACUACCACCAGCAGGUCACCUACCAAGACAUCAAGCCUUGCGUGAUGUGAGGCCGGAGCCCACGGCGCCCCUGGGCAUGGGCCAUGUGGCACAGGGACCCCGGAACCCAACGCAAGAAACUGCUUUAUUCUCGAGGUAUAACCAUUGGCAGAAGAAAAGGGUUUGACUCCUCCCCAGUCGGAUUAUUUGGAAAGGAAUCCCCAUGGCAGAGACACAGCGCGGUGGGGCGCGGUGGUUGGCACCUCCUCCCCUGCUCCCUCAAAAUAAUUUUUUAAAAUGGUGGCGGUAGGGCCUGAUAUGACUGCAACUGUUGGUAAAUAAAUAUCUAUGUUUGAUCCAAUCGAAACCGGCUGAGAAGGUGCUGUGUUGGGGGGAAAACCCUCAACAUCUAAACAAAAAUUCUGCUGAGGUCUCUCCCCUCUCUUUCCCUCCAGUGGAAAAAGUGGGGGGAGAUUUUUUUUUUAGAAGAAGAAGAAAGGCAAACACAUGAGACCAUCAUUAUCAAAUACUUUUAUUUUUGGGUUGAGUAUUUAUCUUUUUAUUUUUAAUUUUUAAUUUUUUUUUUGGAAAGAAUGUCUUGGAAUGCGCAAGUCUCUUGUUAGAGCUGUCUUUUGCAGGGAAGGGGGAGCACGAAGUCGCGUUCUCCCUCCCGACCUCAGAAGUCCUCCAUCAACCACAGGUGGAUCUUUGUGCGGACAACUUGCAUUUCUGAAGCCACUGUUCGUCUUAAAAAAAAGAAACUAGAUGGAGCCCAGAAGCAGGCGGCUCUCCCGGCCUCCACCAUCCCCCCUCGCCGCCUUCCUCUUCUUCCUUCUCUUCAGUCCUUUUGGUUUUGUUUCGAAUUUUAUUUGGACAGUUUUGGGUGGCUGUUUUUCUCACGAGACCCGGCCGUUUCCUGACCUCUACUGUAAACUUUCUUGUGCGAGAGCAAGGCGAACACAGCGCGACGCGGGGACUGGGAAGGCCUGGUGAGCGCGCCAAUUCAGGAUUGCGGUGACGCAGAAAGGUUAAGGCACUUUUUUAAACUAUAGCAAGGCUCAUCCUGUUAUUUAUUCUUUCUUUCCCUAAUAACCGAAACACCGCAUAGGCUCCUCCGUUUAUCAGUAUUAAUGGUGUAACUUUGUUGGCAAUAUUUGCCGCGUAGAAUUUUUUUUUAGCUAUCCAUUGUAAAUUUGAAACAAAGUCCGAAACAAAUUUCCAUAUGUUUUAUAUAAAUAUAUAUAUAAAAUGAAGGACUAUCCUCCUUUUUUCUAGUAUUUUGGCUGCUGGAGUGCAGCGUUUGUGACACGUAUUUUAAAUUUCCUUCUGCACUGUAUAAAAUGACAAUUUGAGGAUGUUUUGCCUUUUGUGUAUUUUUUUUUCCAAAAAAAGAACAAAAAUAAAAAUGUAUAACAUUUGUAUAUGGCCUUAACAUUGUAUCAACUAGAAAUAAAAUCGCAUGAGUAUUUUA
This is a messenger RNA of Hipposideros armiger (great roundleaf bat), 2796 nucleotides long. RefSeq names its product forkhead box F1 (gene FOXF1). The record is from RefSeq and is a predicted model, not a curated record. Gene Ontology annotation, biological process: regulation of transcription by RNA polymerase II; animal organ morphogenesis. NCBI's taxonomy places the organism in Eukaryota, Metazoa, Chordata, Mammalia, Chiroptera, Hipposideridae. Bases 98 to 1396 code for a protein of 432 amino acids. The transcript is spliced from 2 exons. Gene Ontology annotation, molecular function: RNA polymerase II cis-regulatory region sequence-specific DNA binding; DNA-binding transcription factor activity, RNA polymerase II-specific. Gene Ontology annotation, cellular component: nucleus.